This is a messenger RNA of Xyrauchen texanus (razorback sucker), 1979 nucleotides long. Its product is annotated as GRAM domain-containing protein 2B-like. The record is from RefSeq and is a predicted model, not a curated record. The coding region runs from base 580 to 1686 and encodes 368 amino acids. NCBI's taxonomy places the organism in Eukaryota, Metazoa, Chordata, Actinopteri, Cypriniformes, Catostomidae. The transcript has 15 exons.
CAUUAUGUCUAUGGAAAGUCCCCAUAAAACAUGGAAACACAACAUGUGUGUGUGUGUGUGUGUGUGUGUGUGUGUGUGUGUGUGUGUGAGAGAGAGAGAGAGAGAGAGAGAGAGAGAGUGUGUGUGUGUGUGUGUGUGAAUAAUAAGAAUAAGUAGGUGUGUCCACUGAUAUGUGAUACAGAUUUAUUUUUUACAUUAGCUCAUAAUUUAUAUAUAUGUUUAUGUUACAUAUGAUGUUAAACAUGUAAUGUCCAGCAGAAUACAAAUGUAAACAUAAAGUCUCCUGUAACAAGUGAAGUGUGUUGAUCUCAGUUUGGUUUAGUUCUAAAAGUGCUUCAGUCAGGAGACGUUACAUCACUCAUUAACAGAUGUGAUAGUGGGUCACAAACUUUCACCAGAACCACAGACGCUUUGGAGAUCUGAUGGAGAAACAGACACGCGUGUUCAGCUCCAGCACUGCAUCAGCUGCAUGAAUGUUUCACUGCGCCGGAGGGUUUACAGAAGAUCUCAUUCUUCAACAGGCUGAACUCAUUUCGAAGUCAGUGUGCUGAACAUGUGGACGGGGAGGAAGUAAUCAAAAUGACGCGACCUGAUGCUUUAAUCUCACUGGACGCUGAGACUGAUUUAUCCGCCAGAAAAAAAACAACUCUCAUCAGAUCCAAAACAUUAGACCCUGCACUCCUUCUGCAAGUCCAGAGGGACUCUGAAUCAAAGUGUGAACACAGGAAACCGCAGACGGGACAGAUUCUGCGAACAAAUUCCCAGUACCACAAAGUGUUUAAAGACAUAAGUGAAGAUGAACACCUGAGACAGAGUUACACGUGUGCCUUACAGAAAGAUAUUCUGUAUCAAGGGAGACUCUUUGUGUCUGAUAACUGGAUUUGUUUCCAUUCCAAAGUUUUUGGAAAAGACACCAAGAUUGUGAUUCCAGUUUCCUCCGUGACAGUCAUCAAGAAAACCAAAACUGCCAUCUUGGUGCCAAAUGCGCUGGAUAUUUCGACAGCACACGAGCGGCAUGUGUUUGUCUCAUUUAUGUCUCGGGACACCACAUACAAGGUUUUGAUGUCAGUUUGCCCUCACUUGGUUGAGGACUGUCCUGGGAUCAGUCAGAUUCCAUCCCAGAGCAGCUCGAGAGGACAGCAGACGUCUGAUCUCUCAGUGGAUCUGUCUGAUUUAGAGGCUCCAGUCAGACAGACGGAUCAACACAUGGACGACAGCAGCAGCUCCGACUGUCCAGAGUCUCCAGAUUUGGAGAAAACCCCCAAGUUCCCCAAAUGUUCGCCAACUUUCACUGACAAAUCUAAACAAGACAUUGAACUGGAUUCUCACCCACAACAACAAACUGAUACUACAACAAACCUGCAAUACAAUGGGUCAUCAGAGGUCGAGUUCAUGAAAACAUUGAGACCGGUUUCACUCUCAUUAAACACACUUGUGUUGGUCUAUCUGUCUCUUGUCUGUAUUCUGAUGUUGUCGUCUUGUUACAUGGCGUUUAAAAUCGUAUCUCUGGAGGAACGCUUGACAUCCCUCGUCUCCAUGGAGUUUCCUCACAAAGGAGAUGAAUAUGAAGGAUUGUUCUCUAGAGAUCCAGCGGAGAUCUGCUCGGUGCUUUCUGCGAGUCUCGUGACAUUGGAAAAGAUUCACAGAAGUCUGCAGAGACUGCUGGAGUCUGUAUCUGAUGAGUGAUGGACAGAUCGUCACGAGUGAUGUCGAGGAUUGUUAUUUACUGUUUACUGAGUGAAGAAACGAUCAUUACAUGCUUCAGUGUGUUGUGCUGCAGUCUUCAGCGUUUUUACCCAACUGAUUUAAAUGAGUGUAUAUGAUUUAUAUUAGCAUGAAUUACAGUAAUUAGAUUGAAUGAAAUUGGAUAUAUGUUAUAUUGUACAGAUAACACUGAGUCAGCGAAUCACAUGUCAAAUAAGAAUGAUCAACACUGUAUUAGUGUCCUAUGAUGUGAUUAAUAAACACAUGUGUAUAUG